This is a messenger RNA of Cokeromyces recurvatus, 1361 nucleotides long. Its product is annotated as galactose mutarotase-like domain-containing protein. Gene Ontology annotation, cellular component: extracellular region. The coding region runs from base 168 to 1244 and encodes 358 amino acids. Gene Ontology annotation, biological process: carbohydrate metabolic process. The record is from RefSeq and is a predicted model, not a curated record. Gene Ontology annotation, molecular function: carbohydrate binding; lyase activity. Lineage: Eukaryota; Fungi; Mucoromycota; Mucoromycetes; Mucorales; Mucoraceae. The transcript is spliced from 2 exons.
GUUUAGAGAGGCCUUCAACAGAUAACGCUAAUCAAGGAAAACUUGUUGGUACCAAAUACUUUUAUAAUGCAGACUAUAUGGUAUACAUAUAUACACAUAUAUUAUUAUUAUUAUUAACAUCGGACAUUUUCUUUUAGGUUCAUCGUGCACCUACUUAUGUUAUCACUAUGAAAAUGUAUUCAAGUCGUACUGUCAAUUCCGAAUGUGUUAAUUCUCAAAACCCUUUUGGUUUUCAUCUUAGUGAUGGUGCCAUCUACAAUUAUUUGACCGGUGAUGAAUAUAUGGAUACCUUUGGAGCUUGGAAUUGGGAAUUAAUACCUGGUAUCACUGUAGACAUGUUUGGAACGCCCUUAUCAUGUAACAGAGUGAAAAGAAAGGGUAAAAAAGAGUUUGUAGGUGGUGCGACAGAUGAUAAUAUAGGCAUCGCUGUUAUGGACUAUAUGAAUCCUAUUCAUGGAAAUUUAGCAUUUAAAAAGACCGCUUUCUUCUUCCCAUCUGGUUAUGCUAUUCAAGUGGGCCUUACUCAUUCGAGGAAUAAAACCGCACCCCUUGUCACCGUCCUUGAUCAACGACGUCGUAAUGGUAACAUCUAUAUCUCAGGCCGACUUCGAAAUACCAAUUCAAUGUAUGAGAGUAAAGCUACAAGUAGUAUUUGGCAUGACAAUAUGGGUUAUUAUUUCCCUAAUGCUGAGACGAUCUAUGUUAACUCAAAACCGCGUGCAGCCGAUUGGGCAUCCAUUGGUAUCUCUAGAGGGAACGAAAUGCAUCAGCUUUGGACGUCCUAUAUUAAGCAUUCAAAUACGUUGACCAAUAAUCGUCUUUUAACACAGUAUGUAGUGCAGCCUGGUAUCAGUCUUGAUGAAUUUAAUGAGAAGAUCCAUAAUAAUAAAGGCUCAAACAAGAUUCCUAUUCAGCUUGAUUUCAAAGAGAGUUCAUCUUACAUACACGCAGCCUACAGUGCAGCAGAUAAAACAAUCGCAAUAGCCUUCUGGGCUCCAGGCAAUUACAGUUCUUCAUGGUGGGGAAAAUCGCUCAUCAUUGAAUCGACAAAGCCUUGUGUUUUACUCUUUAGAAAGUUAGGAUCAAAUAAAUAUCGAAUCACUAUAGCUGAUCCUUCACAAACCUUAUUAGAUCUCAAUUUAUCGUUUACUAUGGCUGGAGGAACUAGGCUGAUCAAAAUAAAGUUCCCUACUGGCAAUAAUGCUGGUAAAGGCGUGGUUGUUGAAACUAUCAUGUGCUUUUAGCAUAGAUGAAUAUCAAAUAUAUACAUAUUUUAUCUAUUUAUUUCUUCUCUGUAUUUCUUUAAUUUCUUUAAAGUAAUUAUUUUGUAUUUUCUUGAUAAAACUAUUUGUAAAAUGCUG